AUGGAUCAGCCAACGAACACGCAGACACCGCAUCAACACGAACCCAUCAGCUUCGGGAUUGAUCAGAUUUUAAAUAGUUCUGAUCAGGAGACCCCUUCCCAGCCCGCCCCCCGAGGAUCAGACGGCGGCACCAAUUACCUGGGCAGCCCCGUGAGCAGCAGAAGCAGCGCCCCGUACCCUUCCCUCCCCGGCGCCUUUGCUGGCAUCGGGGCUCCCUUCGAAGACUCUGGAUCUUACAGUGUGAAUCUCAGCUUGGCUCCAUCUGGCGUGAUCCGGGUGCCAGCGCACAGACCCAUCCCUGGGGCAGUGCCACCUCCAAUUUCUAGUGCCAUUCCAGCCAUGCCAGCUGUACCCAGCCUUGGCAGCCUCAACUUCCCUUGGAUGGAGAGCAGCAGGCGGUUCGUCAAGGACAGAUUCACAGCGGCGGCGGCGCUCACGCCCUUCACGGUGACGCGGAGGAUCGGGCACCCCUACCAGAACCGCACUCCGCCCAAGCGCAAGAAGCCGCGCACCUCCUUCUCGCGGGUGCAGAUCUGCGAGCUGGAAAAGCGUUUCCACCGGCAAAAGUACCUGGCCUCGGCCGAGAGGGCGGCGCUCGCGAAGUCGCUCAAGAUGACCGACGCCCAAGUCAAGACCUGGUUUCAGAACCGCAGGACCAAGUGGCGGAGGCAGACGGCGGAGGAGCGGGUAGCCGAGCGGCAACAGGCGAGCCGACUGAUGCUGCAACUUCAGCACGACGCCUUCCAGAAGUCGCUGAACGACUCGAUCCAGCCCGACCCGCUCUGUCUCCACAACUCCUCGCUCUUCGCGCUCCAGAACCUCCAGCCCUGGGAAGACGAAGGCUCCAAGAUCCCCCCCGUCACUUCCUUGGUGUAA
Molecule: messenger RNA, 876 nt
Organism: Python bivittatus (Burmese python)
Lineage: Eukaryota; Metazoa; Chordata; Lepidosauria; Squamata; Pythonidae
Gene: TLX3
Product: T cell leukemia homeobox 3
Biological process (GO): animal organ development; regulation of transcription by RNA polymerase II
Cellular component (GO): nucleus
Molecular function (GO): DNA-binding transcription factor activity, RNA polymerase II-specific; RNA polymerase II cis-regulatory region sequence-specific DNA binding
Source: RefSeq, a predicted model, not a curated record